Molecule: messenger RNA, 2558 nt
Organism: Scatophagus argus
Lineage: Eukaryota; Metazoa; Chordata; Actinopteri; Scatophagidae
Gene: znf367
Product: zinc finger protein 367
Exons: 5
Coding region: 355-1293 (312 amino acids)
Biological process (GO): central nervous system development; regulation of transcription by RNA polymerase II
Cellular component (GO): nucleus
Molecular function (GO): DNA-binding transcription factor activity, RNA polymerase II-specific; RNA polymerase II cis-regulatory region sequence-specific DNA binding
Source: RefSeq, a predicted model, not a curated record
CACGUGGGAACGGAUCCUUGAAGCUGACUGGUUAGUCGACUGCUCAGGCGCGAUUUUGCAACGCGGGACAACGUUCCUGUGGGCGCACACAGGUCAGUCCAGACUACCCGCUGCGACCAGAAGGGAACUCAACAUCAUAUCUGACUGUAUCUUUUGUGGAUAUUUUGUGGCGAAGGACGGAUCCGACAUAUCUUUCUAUUCCUCUUUGGAAAUGAAGGAAAUAUUCACUCCAGACUGAAAAGGCACACUCUUUAUAACUCUUACUUCUUGGUUGUAAAAUAGUCAGUUAGAGUUGGAACUUUUGCAGUUUUGGCUGCCUUUUGCGACUAACGCCGGAGUUUUGACACCCAUAUAAUGGCUGAUAACAAGCAUCCGCACGUUAUUUUCUGCGACGACUCGCCAAAAAGAGUUUUGGUGUCCGUGAUUAAGACCACCCCGAUCAAACCCAGGAAGGCGGAGGCCCUGACGCCGACAAGCCCCGGAUUCAGCGACUUCAUGGUCUACCCGUGGAAAUGGGGGGAGAACGCCCACAAUGUGACUCUGAGCCCGGGCUCAGUGAGCGGGGCUUCGUCGCCUACCGGGACCCACACAGCCAGGGAAGCGGACACAGCUCCUUCACCUGACCAGAUCAGAGAUGGUAUCCGCAGAGGGCGUCCACGGGCUGACACUGUCCGGGAGCUCAUAAGCGAGGGGGAGACUUCAUCCAGCCGUAUUCGCUGUAACAUUUGCAACCGAGUGUUUCCCAGAGAGAAGUCUCUUCAGGCUCAUAAGAGGACACACACAGGAGAAAGACCCUAUCUGUGUGACUACCCGAACUGUGGGAAAGCAUUUGUCCAGAGUGGCCAGCUGAAGACGCACCAGCGGCUGCACACUGGGGAGAAACCCUUUGUCUGCUCAGAGAAAGGGUGUGGCAGUCGGUUCACACAUGCCAACCGUCACUGUCCCAAGCAUCCUUUCUCCCGCCUGAAGAGAGAGGAACCAAAGGAGGGCCUGGGAAAGGCCCAGUCUGUUGAUAACAAAGCAGUGGCAGAGUGGCUGGCAAAAUACUGGCAAACCCGUGAGCAGCGUGCCCCCACAACCACCAAGGUGAAGCCACAGGGCAAAGCAAGAGCAGAAGACCAGGAGCAGCAGGAUCCCAUGGAGUUUCUCCAGUCCGAUGAAGAGGAGGAGGCCGCAGAGGAGGAGAAGGGCAGCCAGGCUGGAGGUGCCGCCAAGCGUCGCCUUCAGGAGCAACGAGAGCGUCUCCACGGUGCUUUGGCACUUAUUGAGCUGGCCAACAACCUGUCUGCCUGAGCACCCAACCACGUCCUGGUCCUGGACACCCGUUCCCUGCCCCUCAAACCUCCCUUCCCCACCCGCCUUCCUGCAUCAUGUGCUGUAGCUAAAAAUUGUUCAUAAAUGCAGAUCAAUGACUAGUUUAGUUAAUUAAGUUGCAAAACCAGACUUUGAGAAAGAGCUGAAUUGGCCUGAGAUCAGUGUUAUGCACAAGGAUUAUUAUCCCCUCUCACAGCACCAGGAAGGCACAAGCUAAAGCACCUUAUUCAGCUUCCAUUUUACCCUUUUUUUAGGCUGCUAUAAUUGUAGAUUUGACAAUAUGAAGAAUGUGUUUCUUUCUCUUGUCUUCUGAAGGCAAAGGAAGAGUACCUAUUUUGUUUUAAGUUUUGUUUGCACUUUGAUGGUAACGAGUUUGUUUUUUUUUUAAGUAUGGUGUGAGUGUAACAGAGUGUGUUAUGACUGAUGUAUAUAUGGAUUAAGUUCAGAUGACAGAAUGAUACAGGGUGUGGUCAAACAUAGGAAGUGUUACAUUGCAUUCCAACCGCUGGAUGGCCUCUUGAUCAUGCUCCCAGGUUUCAUCUCCAGCAUUGUAAGCACAAUUUCACUGCCACUAAUUGCAGCAGUGGUGGUAGAAAUGGACUGAGAAAGAAUUGUGUUUAUUCUCACUUAGACAGCACUGUCCCAGAAGUCUGCAUAGGUGGACGAAAGCAAGUCAGGGGAGCUGGAUCAGUCUGGCAUGUAACAUUUUUUUUUUAUAAAUAUAUAUGCCAAAUGUGAAGUGAUCAUUGCAAGCCUAAUUCAGAGUCUGGUUAGGCACAGGACUUUUCAAAACAAAAUCCAAACUGACAGAUUUUUUUUUUAAUCAAUACCUACAUGCAAUACUGGAGGUGCAUAGGAAAAGCGCAUCUGUAGGGGAGUAUGCUGCCUUUGGAUUUAGCUAUUACACCUAAACAUUACAGCUAAUAAACAGUCUACAAUACUUGAAGAUCCGGAGUGCGCAUUUAAACUUGCAGGCCUAAAGUUUUCCAACCAGUUGGGAGUUUUUUGUUUUUUUUUUUUAAAUAAACUGAUGAUGUCGGCCACUUUUUAUGUUCAUAUUCAUCUCACUUCAGAGGUUAAAUUGCGUGAUAUUUAUUUAAUAAUAUUUUUUUUUUAUUAAUGUUUGAUACAACUUUUUGAGAGUCCUGGAAUCAUUGAAUGUGUGCAGAUAAAUAUUCUGGUGUCACGUUUAAAAAACAAAAAAAAAAGUCCAUUUGGAAAAUGUCACUAACAUUAAACAUCCC